UUAUCUCGACUUGACAGUCACGUGACUAUAAAAUAUAACGUCUAGAUUGCGCAAAAAUGGGCAAUAAAUUAAUGAAGAUUGUUACCAGGCUCUUUGAUUAUCCUAUCAAACGCAAGCCAAUCUGUUUCUUCCGACAGGAGGAUUUCUCAUCCACUGGAGACCCUUUGCCCAAAGACGACGCCAGUCAACACGGCCCAAUGAGCGAGUACGAUAAGCUGGUGCAGAGUUUCUAUGCGCGCCUACUUGAGCAGCGUCGAGCGCACAUGGAGGAGGAGGAGAAAAACGAGUACCAAGGAACGAAGGGAUCCACCAAGUAUCCCGGCUGGGACGAUAUGACCAUCGCCAAUUUACAUUCGCUCUUCCUACUCUUCGAUAAGAAUUUGAACGGAAUGUUGAAUUACGAUGACUUUUCUGCUGUCUUGGAGAGCUUGGGAGAUGAGACCAGCAAUGAUUAUAGAAAACAAAUGUUUGACGAUAUUGAUCGUGAUAUGGAUGGCUGGAUUACAUACGAUGAAUUCCUAGAGGUCAUCUAUCAUUUCCAUCCGCAAGAAGGCGAUACUUUGACGGGGCUCGCAAAGUUGUGCUUCGACAUUGCCGAGAAUAUCAAAUUUGUGAGCGCCUUGUCUGUUGGAGAACAACUGGAAUAUGGCUUAUUCUAAUAUUUUAAUAUUCCUGAGAUUUAAAAAUCUCUGAUUGUAAUCAAAAGCAUACGUCGACUACAUUAAUUAAUUAACA
Messenger RNA from Dalotia coriaria, 735 nucleotides. RefSeq names its product alpha-actinin A-like. Gene Ontology annotation, molecular function: calcium ion binding. The record is from RefSeq and is a predicted model, not a curated record. NCBI's taxonomy places the organism in Eukaryota, Metazoa, Arthropoda, Insecta, Coleoptera, Staphylinidae. The transcript has 3 exons. The coding region runs from base 57 to 659 and encodes 200 amino acids.